Molecule: messenger RNA, 2204 nt
Organism: Vicia villosa (hairy vetch)
Lineage: Eukaryota; Viridiplantae; Streptophyta; Magnoliopsida; Fabales; Fabaceae
Product: nucleolin 1-like
Exons: 17
Coding region: 174-1973 (599 amino acids)
Molecular function (GO): RNA binding
Source: RefSeq, a predicted model, not a curated record
GAAACCCCUUUCGUUCGUAUAUAAAAGCUACCUCAGCCGCGUACACUUUCAUAAAUCUCCUCUCUCUCAGCUAUCCCCAAAACCCUAAUUCUCUCAGCCGUAGGGUUUUGAAUAGCUUCCGCAGCUUCUCCCCUUUCCUCCUUUCUCCUCCGUUAUUCAUCUCUCUCGUUCAGAUGGGCAAGUCAAGCAAGAAAUCCGCCACCAAGGUUGAUGCUGCUCCCGUUGUCGUUUCACCAGUCAAGUCUGGAAAGAAAGGCAAGAGGCAGGCUGAGGAAGAAGUUAAGAAAGUGAGUGCUAAGAAGCAGAAGGUUGAGGAGGUUGUUGCCAAGCAAAAGAAGGAAGCUUUGAUUCAGAAAGCUAAGGAGGAAAGCAGUUCAGAGGAAGUAUCAUCUGAAUCUGAGGAUGAGAAACCUGCUGUGAAAGCUGCUGCUCCUGUCAAGAAGGCACCGGCUAAGAAUGGGAAUGCUAAGAAAGCCAAGCCAGAGUCCAGUUCUUCAGACUCUGGGUCUGAUGAGGAAGACACCUCAGAUGAAGAGGAUGAGAGUGCAAAGAAGCCGGCACCAAAGAAAGCUGAGGUUGCUGUUAAACCUAAGCAGGCACCAAAGAAAGAGGAAAGUUCUGAGGAAUCAGAUGAGGACUCUGAGGAAGGUUCCUCUGAAGACGAGAAACCUGCACCAAAAUCUGUCCCUGCUAAAAAUGGGAGUGCCCCAGCAAAGAAAGCUGCUAGUUCUUCUGAUGAGGAAUCUGAAGAAGAUUCUUCUUCUGAUGAAGAAGCACCAAAAGCUAAGGCUGCCCCUGCUGCUGUGAAGCCUGCUGCUGCAAAGAAGCCAGACUCUGAUAGCUCAGAUGAGUCUGAUUCUGAUGAUGAUGAGGAUACCAAGCCUGCUGUGAAGCCUGCUGUUGCCAAGAAGGCCGACGAUGAUGAUGAAGAUAGCAGUGAAGAUGAUGAUAGCAGCUCUGAUGAAGACAAUAAAACAUCCAAAGCUUCUAAUGGAAACAAGAAGCCAGUGACUGUCUCUAAGAAAGAGGACAAGAUGAAUGUUGACAAGGAUAGCAGUGAUAGUUCUGAGGAAAGUGACAGCGAUGAGGAGAGCGAAGAAGAACCAUCCAAAACACCUCAGACAAAGACUAAGGAUGUGGAGAUGAUUGAUGCUGACAAAUCUUCAAAGAAAGCCCCUGCUACCCCAGCUACACCAAAUGAGAGUGGAGGUUCAAAGACCUUAUUUGUUGGAAAUCUGUCAUUCAAAGUCGAGCGAACUGACAUUGUAAAUUUCUUUCAAGAAUGCGGAGAAGUUGUUGAUGUCCGUCUUGCUUCAGAUGAGGAUGGAAGAUUUAAAGGCUUUGGACAUGUUGAGUUUGCGACUGCAGAGGCAGCUCAAAGUGCACUUGAGUUGAAUGGACAAGAAUUAUUGCAAAGAGCUGUCCGACUUGAUUUAGCUCGGGAAAGGGGAGCUUACACUCCAAAUAGUAACAGCAACUUCUCUGCUGGUGGUAGAGGCCCGUCUCAAACUGUAUUUGUCAGGGGUUUUGAUAAAUCUCUUGGGGAGGAUGAGAUCAGAGCUAAAUUGGAGCAACAUUUUGCUUCUUGCGGGCAGGCUUCAAGAGUGUCAAUCCCAAAAGAUUAUGAUUCUGGCUAUGUGAAGGGGUUUGCAUACAUGGACUUCAAAGAUUCAGAUAGCUUUAACAAAGCUCUAGAACUCCAUGAAAGCGAACUUGAUGGUUACUCUUUGUCAGUGGAUGAAGCCAAACCUAGAGAUAGUCAAGGUCCACCAAGCGGCGGUGGAGGUCGUUUUAGUGACAGGGGUCGUGGUAGAGGUCGUGGUCGGAACUCUGGAGGUCGGUUUGACAGGAAUGGCUCUGGAGGUCGGUUCCCUGGAAGGGAUGGCGGCGGUAGAAGGGGUCGUGGUCGUUCUGGAUACAAUAAACCAACCUUUGCUUCAGAAGGAAAAAAGACUACUUUUGCCGACGACUAGAUUGGCUAUUUUGGAUUGCUGAAAAUUAUCUUCCAUCGGAGGAUACUGAAAAACUUAUAACUUAUGCUUUUUAAUCUAUUUCUAGUAGUUUUGUUGCUCAGUUUUGGUCAUUAUUAAUUAGUUUGAAUUGUUUAAAGAUCAUAUGUAUCCGAAAUUUUGUGGUUGUUAGUUACUGUCUUAUGGAUAUUGAAAUUCCAGCGGAUAUGUUGAAACUUACAGAUGUUUGGUUAA